AUGCCUAUUAUCUGUUUUGAGAAAGAUAUAGAAGAAAAUCAGAUAGAGUAUCUGGAUGAAAUAAGCGAUGAUGGCAUAGUACAUUCUGAGAUCUGCCAAACAUUGAUCGCCGUUCCAACAGAAAUUGAACCCUUACCGAUUGACAGGAAAGUGCUUGAAGAAAUAUCAGUCCUGGAGAAAGCUGUUGGAAAUCCUGUUGGUACAUCAUUAAUGUCCAACUCUAAUGUACCUGUCUGUCAGUCUUUUGAAGGCCUCGAUGACAUUACAAAACAUCUUCAAAAACCGCUGACAAAGGAAGACGUCCAAGUUCAUGUUACAUCUAACGGAAAUAUAGAGUCAGCAGUGAACAAUGAGACAAGUGAAGUGACAGUAACUUCUGUAACUUCUGAUAAUAAAAACGAAAAUGAAGGCACUUCUGGUGUGGACGAAGAAAAAGAAACUGGAUCUGACUAUUCUGAAAUACCAAGUGAACCAGGUGAACCAAUUGAAGUAGAAUCCACUUCGAAUAGCAUUACUUUAGCUUGGAGUGAACCAAUUAAUGGUUCAAAUAGCAUUGAUAAUUAUGAAAUUAAAUACAAGGAACGCAACACACAAACUGCUAGAUGGAUACCAGUAGUCACAGAAACAAAAAGACGAACCACUACAGUUCCAGACUUAAAAUGUGGAACAGAAUAUGAUUUUAAGAUACGAGCGGUGAAUCAGGAUGGUGAAGAGGGUCCAUUUAGUAAACCUGUCAAAUUCUCUACCAAUAUAUCUUUAGGCAAAUCUGUUCAGACUUGCGCUAAAAAGAUUAGAGAUGGAAAUCCAACAAUUUUCAAACUUCCACUUCAUCAACCAAAAAGUUCAACCAAUCGCACUGCCAAAACACGAAAAUGUACAUUUGGACAGAAAAGGGUUAAAAGUGUUGAAAAAACAAUAAUGUUAGUGGGUGCCACCGGAUCUGGGAAGAGCACAUUGAUAGAUGGCAUGAUAAACUACAUUACCGACGUAUCGUGGGAUGACGAUUUUCGUUUUACUUUAGUUGAUUUAACCGAUGAAGAGAAGAAAAGACUUAAAAAUCAGUCUGAUUCCCAAACCGAAUGGAUAACAUGCUAUGCAGUUCAUACAAUGGACGGCAGUAAAAUUGAUUACAAUCUUAACAUAAUUGACACACCUGGAUUUGGAGAUACUCGUGGUAUCAUCCGUGAUAAAGCUAUCGUCGACCAAAUUCGAGAAUUCUUUACAUCUCCAGGAGACCAGGGAAUCAGGUUUUUGGAUGCAGUCUGUUUUGUUACACAAGCGCCUCUUGCUAGACUUACACCUCCACAGCGUUACAUCUUUGAUGCUAUUUUGUCUGUAUUUGGUCAAGACAUAGCUAAUAAUAUAUAUGUAUUAAUUACGUUUGCAGAUGGAAAUGAACCGCCAGUUAGGGAUGCACUGAAAGCUGCAUGUGUCCCCUUUCAAGGUUCUUUCAAAUUUAAUAAUUCUGCCCUCUUUGCUUCUAGCCAAAAAUCUGAUGAGGCCAAAUUUGGAUCUUUGUUUUGGAAAAUGGGUCAAGAGAGUUUCAAAAUAUUUUUUGACGAACUCAAGUUGGUAGAGUCCAAAAGUUUACAGCUGACUACUGAAGUCCUGGAACUGCGGAAAAAUUUAGAAGCUACUGUUCAAGGACUGCAGCCUCAAAUUUCUGAAGGAAUGAACAAACUAAAUACGAUCCGACAGGAAAGAGAAGUUUUAAAGAGACACAAAACAGACAUUGAAGCUAAUAGAAAUUUUAUUUAUGAGGUCGAUGAAAUUCAUAUGAGAAAAAUAGAUUUACAACCAGGACGUUAUGUUACCAAUUGCCUUACAUGCAACAGAACAUGUCAUUUCCCUUGUCGUAUUCCAGAUGAUGCAAAUAAAAGAGAGUGUGCUGCUAUGUAUAAUGGCUCAUGUAAAGUAUGUCCCAAAGAAUGUCACUGGAGCGUCCAUAAAAAUAACUCUUUUCGGAUUGAAACCUAUAAUAUCAAAGUCAAGAAAACAUACGAUGAACUAAAACGAAAAUAUGAAAUAGCACAACAAGAAGAACAGAAGCACAGGUCUGUUUUGGGGAAAGUUAAGAAUGCAUUUUCUUCUCUAGGUAGCAAAGUAAUGAACAUGGUACAUGAUGUACGUUGCUAUAUCAAUAAACUGAACGAAAUUGCACUUAGACCUAAUCCUCUUAGUGACAUUGAUUACAUAGACUUGCUUAUAGAGAGUGAGAAAAAUGAAAGAAAGUACGGAUGGGAAAAGAGAGUAAAGCUUUUCAAGAAAAUGCGAGAAGAGUCGGAAUUGGUGGCCAAAACGUCAAAUGCAAACUUUAGACCAUGGGGCGAAGAGGAAGAUAUAAUCAAUGACGAACCAGAAAGUUCAUAAAGUAUCUUCAACCAACUUUUGAAAUAAACUUUUACAUCCAGACCUUGUAUGUUCAAUAUAGAUAUAUUGAUCAAAUGUAUUAUCAAUAUAAGGUCAACAAUUUCAGUUUGUUAUAUCUUAUAUAAAACAUCACAUAAAAUUAAAACAAAAGUGAAGACUUUGAAAUGAUUCACCUGAUUUAUUAGUUUUUAUGUUGAACGACUAAGAGAUGUUACU
Molecule: messenger RNA, 2586 nt
Organism: Mytilus californianus (California mussel)
Lineage: Eukaryota; Metazoa; Mollusca; Bivalvia; Mytilida; Mytilidae
Exons: 6
Coding region: 1-2370 (789 amino acids)
Molecular function (GO): protein binding; GTP binding
Source: RefSeq, a predicted model, not a curated record